Messenger RNA from Paramuricea clavata, 885 nucleotides. The record is from the annotation of a GenBank genome assembly. NCBI's taxonomy places the organism in Eukaryota, Metazoa, Cnidaria, Anthozoa, Malacalcyonacea, Plexauridae.
AUGGGGAAACAAGAAGAAGGCCAUAUUAAACGUCCUAUGAAUGCGUUUAUGGUGUGGUCUCGCGGCAAGAGAAAACAAAUAGCGCAAGUUAAUCCGAAGAUGCACAAUUCGGAUAUUAGUAAGAAACUAGGCGAGCAGUGGAAGACACUGACACCGGAGGAGAAGGAACCAUUCAUUGCCGAAGCAAAGCGACUACAGGCUGUACACAUUCAAGAACAUCCUGACUACAAAUACAAGCCGAAACGACGUAAACCACGGACACUAAAAAAAGAACCUCAAGGGAUUACAAUGUAUAAUCCCUAUGCAGGAGCACCGCUUAUGACCGUCCCUGAUAAAUACCAAACUACCGCGUUGCCACCAAACAUACCACAAGGCGCAAUGUCGUCUCUACCACCGUCCUACCCGAGUGAAGCACUUGCAAUGUAUACCAAAAUGUCUGCAGCAAGUUCGUACCAUCCUGACUACCCUACAUCAACCUACCCUCUCAUAUAUCAAUCACAAAGCAACGCAACGAAUCAAGUGAACUCUGUUGCAAUGAAUGGCCGCCCUAUAUAUUCAAAUGGUAUGGAAUACUAUCAAGGGAAUGGACUGAUUACUAACAAGGGUCUACCUGUACACAACGGCAGUGCUUACGUAACAAGUAUGCCUAGUCAUAUUCCAAAUCGAAUGGCGCCUUCGCCAGUAGAGGAUUCAAGACCCACAAUGGUAAACACCCCUCCAAUUGCAUCGUCCCCGAACAUGCACAUAGAACGAGUCAGCCCUUCAGUCUCGCAUAUCAAGUCAAUGGCGGAAUCAUUAGGACAGCAACGUGUCUGGCAACCGCAUAACGCAAGCAAAGACAUCUCUGGUCUACGUACUGCGGGUCUUGUACUAAAUAGCUAUUAA